UAUAAAACUCGAGGACUUUGAGGUUCUAUAUAUAUGCUCUUUCUCGAAACCGCGUUUUCGUGUCGUGAAGAUUACAAAGUCUGGAAUUACAUGAGUGGCGGCGGCUGUCGGGCGGCGAUAAGGGUGGUUCAAGGGAUGAAUAAGGAGCAGCUGGUCCCCAAGUAUGGCGGCGAUCACUCGGCGGGAUUCAAUUCGGCUCUUAAGGACACCGCUUGCGGCGGCGACGUCGGUGGUUCGAUGCAUGCCAGGAGGUUUUCCGGCGUCGUUGAUUCUUGCUCUUUGAAGGCUUCUAAAGCCGACGAGAAACUGAAACAUCAGGCUGAGGAAUCUCUCCGGACCGUCAUGUACUUGAGCUGUUGGGGUCCGACAUAGCAUCCGUACAAGGCUCUUCUUGUUUGUUUGUUUCUUUAUUAUUAAAAAAAAAAUUAAUCUCCAUUUUAUUUUUUUUACAGAAGGAAUUGGAAUAUGUAAAUAUGUUAUAGUUUUGUACAAGUGACAAUGAUUAUAUGCACAUUAUUUAUUGAUAUCUCAA
Messenger RNA from Ipomoea triloba (trilobed morning glory), 532 nucleotides. RefSeq lists its product as uncharacterized. The coding region runs from base 34 to 372 and encodes 112 amino acids. Lineage: Eukaryota; Viridiplantae; Streptophyta; Magnoliopsida; Solanales; Convolvulaceae. The record is from RefSeq and is a predicted model, not a curated record. The transcript has a single exon.